Messenger RNA from Biomphalaria glabrata, 2111 nucleotides. Its product is annotated as LIM domain-binding protein 2-like. Lineage: Eukaryota; Metazoa; Mollusca; Gastropoda; Planorbidae. Gene Ontology annotation, cellular component: nucleus; transcription regulator complex. Gene Ontology annotation, biological process: nervous system development; negative regulation of transcription by RNA polymerase II; positive regulation of transcription by RNA polymerase II. Bases 222 to 1577 code for a protein of 451 amino acids. The record is from RefSeq and is a predicted model, not a curated record. The transcript is spliced from 10 exons. Gene Ontology annotation, molecular function: LIM domain binding.
UUAUGGGAAAAACAACAAGCAGAGACACCAUACUUUACUAUCGGAAAUAGUAUAGAUCUAGAGUAGAUCUAAUCAAGAAUCUAAUGUCUAUUAAUCACAAUUUUAAAACAUUUUAUUAUGUUCUUGUUUAUAUUGUCAGAAAAUAACUUUGUAUAAUUUUAUUUAUAAACAAAAGGUGAAAACAUAUCCAGUUUUGUCUGAGACUCAUUUAUUUCAAAUUCAUGUCCAGACCCCCUAUCAUGCCUGCCCCUAUGGAAAGAGAGCCAAUGAUGCCAGGUCCAAGGGAACCCAUGAUGCCUGGUCCAAUGUCCGGCCCAAUGUCCAUGUCCGGACCCAUGCCAGGUCCAAUGUCUGGCCCUAUGUCCAUGUCGGGUCCUAUGUCAAUGGGAGGGCCUAUGCCUGGCCCAAUGUCUGGACCUAUGUCUGGACCCAUGCCAGGGCCUAUGCCUAUGUUUAUGGACAGAGAUCAUAUGAUCCCACGUCCAACCCCAUAUAUGGGGCAGCCUGAUUACAGAAUUUAUGAGCUUAAUAAACGAUUGCAGCACCGCACUGAGGACAGUGAUAACCUAUGGUGGGAUUCUUUCACAACAGAAUUUUUUGAAGAUGACGCUCAACUUACAUUAACUUUUUGUUUAGAAGAUGGCCCUAAACGUUAUACAAUUGGUAGAACUUUGAUACCCAGAUAUUUUCGUAGUAUAUUUGAAGGUGGUGUGACUGAUCUUCAUUAUGUUCUUAAAUACCCAAAAGAAUCAUUUCAUAACACAACAAUUACUUUAGAUUGUGAUCAUGCUCUGAUGGUCACCCAGCAUGGCAAACCCAUGUUUACAAAUCAGGUUAUCACAGAAGGUAGAUUGAUAUUAGAAUUCACCUUUGAUGAUCUUAUGAGGAUCCGAUCCUGGCACUUUGCAAUAAGGCAGCAUAGAGAGCUCAUUCCCAGGAGUGUUAUUGGCAUGCAGCAAGACCCCACAAUGGUUGAACAGUUGUCUAAAAAUAUCACAAGAAUGGGUCUUACAAACUACACAUUAAAUUUUCUAAGGCUGUGUGUCAUACUGGAACCAAUGCAAGAGCUUAUGUCAAGACAUAAAGCCUAUGGACUGAAUCCCAGAGACUGUCUUAAAACAACACUUUUCCAGAAAUGGCAGCGAAUGGUGGCGCCGCCAGGUAAAGAAUCAGCACGUCCUCCUAGUAAAAGAAGAAAGCGGAAAGGAUCAGCUAGCAAUAAUGCUGGAGCAGGAAAUAUGAACAACAAUGCCCCUCCAUCAGGCAAACAAAAACGCUCACCUGGCCCUCAGGGUUUUAACUUGGGAUCUACUGUCCCUGGGGAUGUUAUGGUUGUAGGAGAGCCUACUCUGAUGGGUGGAGAGUUUGGUGAUGAAGAUGAGCGACUCAUCACAAGACUAGAGAAUUCACAGUUUGAGCCUUCAAACAAUGAUGACAAUUCUGACAAGUUCCACAAUUCCCCAGCAGUCCAACAGAGUCCAUGGGGUGCUGAGAAAAAUACACCUCAGCCAUCUACAGCGACCACUACACCUACAACCAAUACACCUCUUACUGAGGCAGAGAUAAAGCAAGAGUAGCACAGCAACUAACCAUCAAGUCACCUAGAUAUAAUAGUAUGACUAGUCACUAAAAGGGUUCUAAGAAUGUGUAAAGUUGGUAUGUAUUUUCAAUAAGCCCUUUUGUUUUAUAUUGAAGAAAAAAAGAGGCCAUUGAUAUUGCCAUAUUAAUGUUGUUUUUUUUUAAUAAUAAAAGACCAAUUUUUUGUGUGUAAAUAUUGUAGAUAAUAAAGAUUUCAAGAUUUCAUUUUAUAAUUUUCCUGUAUACAUUCGUGCAUUUAUUUAUUUGUAUUUAUCAUUUCUUGAGAUUAAAAUGUGUGUGGGAUUUUAUUUUGUUUGGAGGCAUUGUAUCUUCCAAUAAGUGCUUUGAGGAUUUAGUAAGGCAGCAAUAGAAAAUGGACAAGCUUUUUAUUUUCAAUUCUGCUAGGCUCUGGAAAGUGUGUAUUUCGUAAUUGAGUUUCUAGUUCAUUGUUCUUAUUAAAUGUCAUUUGUAACUUUGUCAAGCCAUUCAUAUCACACAAAAAAAAAUCUCAAUAAAACAAUUUUAAAAUUAAA